Dufourea novaeangliae is the source of this 1533-nucleotide messenger RNA. RefSeq names its product Meckel syndrome type 1 protein-like (gene Mks1). The record is from RefSeq and is a predicted model, not a curated record. Gene Ontology annotation, cellular component: MKS complex. Lineage: Eukaryota; Metazoa; Arthropoda; Insecta; Hymenoptera; Halictidae. The transcript is spliced from 4 exons. Bases 1 to 1533 code for a protein of 510 amino acids. Gene Ontology annotation, biological process: cilium assembly.
AUGUCAAAGAAAAUACGUAAAACGAAGGUAUCAGCCAACUACAGAGUCAAAGAACCAUUAAAUAAUUUCAAAUUAAGAGUCAGAAUCGUACAGCAAAGACCUUUGCUUGCAGAACUGCUCGAAGACGAAGGAGAUACCAGAGAUACGAAUUUUCUCGAGGAAGAGGAUCGUAUUCUCGGCUGGCAAGAGAAAGCGUUUAGCCGAUUCGAGGCUAAUUUUUACAAAGAGUCAAAGAAUUGCAUCACCGAGGCUCAGAAGACCUAUUGCCAACGAAUCAAUGAGGAAAACAUUGAAGGCUCUCAGUUGUACAGUUAUACGGAAACGGACUUGUAUUAUCCGGGCAACGAGCUCUUGACGAAACAGUACAAAACAAAAUUGGCGUGCAGAAAUGAAACGGCGUUGCCGGCCUUGCAAAAUCGUAAGCCGUUCCCCGAAAGGUAUAACAAAACGGUCGUCGACAAUGCUCCUGACAAAACGAGGAUUCGAACGAAUCAUUACGUCUACAUGGACAGACGUACGAUGUAUGUCAUGGUUGAUUUAUCGCGACGAGAUAGAAAUUUAACAAAUCCCGAGGAGGAUUCCGAAACGGUAUUAUGUGUCAUCACUUAUGAUCAAUUGCAUAAAAUUUUGUCUGUAAAUCCGGACUUCACGGACGACCACUGUUACAGUAUUACGAAUUCGAACGGUGUUGAAUUUAAUUAUUGGAUAGAGCAUGCUUCCGCGAAACAGACACCGGAAGAAUUGCAAGAAAAACGGAACGAACUGCAACGCGAAAUUAAGGAGAGAUUAGUGUACAAAGAAACAGAAAUAUCUCACAGCUUCCACCUAACGCCACCGCAUAUACAUAGAAUCUUCAUAAAACUUGACAUUCUAUCUGCUCAUAAGUUCAUUUUUAAUGGUCUCUGUAUUUCUUAUUACAUUGACUUGCCAGAACAUUGGAACUCUGAUCAAAAGGAUCAUUUAUUUGGAAGGACUCAAAGAUGUAAUUUGAAUAAUCAGACAGCAUAUUUUGGGUACGCUACAGAAAUAUCAUUAGAUUAUGAAGUAGACAAAGCGUCAAAUGUAAAAAAAACUUUACCAUCUUGGCCUAGAUUGUUAUUAUCAGUUACAUCCCUUGAUACGUGGUCCAGAUACCGUACAGAAGGAUAUGCAGCUGUAUCCUUGCCUGUACUUCCUGGCAAAUAUGAGUUCAGUAUUCCAACAUGGAGACCAACUGGAAGUAUUAUUAACUCUCUUAGAAGAUAUUUUACUGGGGGUACUUACGAACUGGAAGAUAUGACUUACUGUAGUAUCCCUGUAGGACACGAAGAUAAAGUAUUAAACAAGUCGCAAAUAAAAAUCACAGCAAGCGGUUAUAUAAAAUUAAAACUGAAUAUUAUUUAUCAAACUCAUACUUCUAUUAAACCUGAUGAUGUGCUGAACUACUUUGAGAACUUAAGCACGGGUAAACUUAUGAUAAAUAUAGAAAAUAUUUUUGAACAGUUUAAAGCAGCUAGGGAGCGUAUGAUACAGGUCAGAAAUUUAAAUGUUUAA